Molecule: messenger RNA, 1044 nt
Organism: Fraxinus pennsylvanica
Lineage: Eukaryota; Viridiplantae; Streptophyta; Magnoliopsida; Lamiales; Oleaceae
Source: the annotation of a GenBank genome assembly
AUGGAGGGUGAAAUCUGGAAUUUAGCUUAUGUCUGGUUUACAUUGAUGACAUCUCUCUGUUACUGCUAUUUCAUAUCUGCAAAGUUCCGAAAAGGGUUAUUCAGAUUUGUGUCUCUUAUCCCCAUUUUAUCUCUCUACGCAAGUCUCCCUCUCUCUCUAAACUCUGCCUUCCUCACAGCAGUCACAGCAUUCUUAAUCACAUGGCUCACCAGUUUCAAGCUUCUCCUCUUUGCUUUCAAUCAGGGCCCACUUUCAAUUCACCCCACAAAGCCCCCUCUCCAUACUUUCAUAGCCAUUGCUGCUCUACCCAUCAAGAUCAAGCAAAACAAGAACUUCCCAGUUUCUCAAAGUCCCAAGAAAGUACCGCUGAAUUUGGCUACUGAAACUGUUGCUUUUGCUAUAUUAAUAGCAGUAAUUCGGGAGUAUAAAGAUUGUAUUCCUCCCAAGAUUUUGUUGAUUGUAUACUGUUGUUUGGUGUUUCUGUUGAUUGAUCUGAUAGUUGCUUUAUCUAGUUUUCUUGUUCGAGUUCUUGUUGGGUUAGAGCUGGAACCACCGUCCGAUGAGCCUUAUCUGUCCACAUCUCUCCAAGAUUUUUGGGGCAGGAGGUGGAACCUCACAGUAACAAACACUCUGCGCCACACAGUAUACAAACCCGUGAGGUCAGCUGCGGCUGCUGUAUUGGGCAAUAAUUUGGCCCCGCUGCCGGCGGUGGUGGCGGCUUUUAUUGUGUCUGGUCUGAUGCACGAGCUCUUGUUCUACUAUGUCACACGGGUGAGUCCCUCGUGGGAAAUGACAUUGUUUUUUGUACUGCAUGGAGUUUGUGUGAUGGUGGAGUUAGUGUUUAAGGCGGCUUUGGGUGGCAAAUGGCGGUUGCCGUGGUUCGUUAGUGGGCCGUUGACGGUGGGAUUUGUGGUGGCCACGAGCUUUUGGCUGUUUUUUCCUCCAUUGACAAGGAACGGUGCAGAUGUUAGGGUUAUUGAAGAGUUCAGAUUUUUUGGGGAGCUUGUCAAGAAGGAGAUGCUGAAAUUCUUGGCCAGAAUUUGA